Molecule: messenger RNA, 1062 nt
Organism: Eremothecium sinecaudum
Lineage: Eukaryota; Fungi; Ascomycota; Saccharomycetes; Saccharomycetales; Saccharomycetaceae
Gene: XYL2
Product: D-xylulose reductase XYL2
Exons: 1
Coding region: 1-1062 (353 amino acids)
Biological process (GO): D-sorbitol catabolic process
Molecular function (GO): L-iditol 2-dehydrogenase (NAD+) activity; zinc ion binding
Source: RefSeq, a predicted model, not a curated record
AUGUCAUCUGAAACUCAAGAAGCCGUCAUACUAGUCGGUGUUGGUAACAUUGAAUUUGGCGAAAGGCCAAUACCAACUUGCGGACCUCAUUCCGUAAAAGUCAAAAUUGAAGCUACAGGGAUUUGCGGUUCUGAUGUCCACUAUUUUAUGCAUGGUUCAAUUGGCUCCUUUCAGUUGAAAGCGCCCAUGGUUCUUGGCCAUGAAUCCAGUGGAACUGUGGUAGAAGUUGGUGAAAAUGUGACUAUGGUUAAAGUAGGGGAUAGGGUCGCAAUUGAGCCAGGGGUGCCCAGCAGGUACUCUUCUGAAACUAAAGCAGGCAAGUACAACUUGUGUCCUCAUAUGGCUUUCGCGGCCACCCCGCCUUAUGACGGUACACUAGUCAAGUAUUAUCUCUCCCCUGAAGACUUCCUAUACAAGCUCCCAGAAUCCGUCUCCUUUGAAGAAGGCGCCCUUCUAGAGCCAUUAUCUGUUGGAGUUCAUGCUAAUAAGCUUGCUGGAACUAAAUUUGGUGACACCGUGGUUGUUUUCGGUGCUGGACCUGUGGGCUUGCUUUCAGCCGGUGUCGCUAAGGCCUUUGGCGCCACCACUGUGCUAGUCGUCGAUAUCAUUGACUUCAAGCUAAACAAAGCAAAAGAACUCGGAGCCACCCAUGUUUUGAAUUCUGGUAGUUUUCAAGAUCCCGGCGCUUUAGGAACCAAAAUUAGGGGCUUAGUGGGUGCCAAUCCUGAUAUCACGAUUGACUGCACAGGCUCCUAUAUGUGUAUUAACGCUGCGAUUCAGGUUUGUCGCCCGGGUGGCACCCAUGUGCAGGUCGGUCUUGGUGAAGAUAACGUCACCAUUCCGAUAGUAGAGGUCACAAACAAGGAAUUGAAGAUCUCCGGGUCAUUCCGUUACUCUGCCGGUGACUACUCCACCGCUCUUAAGUUGAUAGCUUCUAAGCAAAUCGAUGCGGCUAAACUAGUUACUCGCAAGUUUAAAUUCGAGGAAGCUAUCGAAGCUUACAAAUUUAAUGCCAAGCCUAAUGAUUACAAUAUUAAAACAAUUAUUGAAGGACCAAAGUAG